Molecule: messenger RNA, 1123 nt
Organism: Hevea brasiliensis (rubber tree)
Lineage: Eukaryota; Viridiplantae; Streptophyta; Magnoliopsida; Malpighiales; Euphorbiaceae
Product: ran-binding protein 1 homolog b
Exons: 4
Coding region: 95-787 (230 amino acids)
Biological process (GO): nucleocytoplasmic transport
Cellular component (GO): nuclear pore; cytoplasm
Molecular function (GO): GTPase activator activity
Source: RefSeq, a predicted model, not a curated record
CUAUCUGAGCAAUAAAAUCCCUAACCCUCCCAGUCUCCCAGUCUCAGUUCUCUCUCUCUUCAAGUUUCGGCGAGAAAGGUAUAUAAAGCGAGGGAUGGCGAGUACUGCUACUACGAGCGAUCCAGAGCACAAUACCAAAGACAGAGACGAGGAAGCGAACGCACCAGCCGCCGAUGAUGAGGACACCGGAGCUCAGGUUGCCCCCAUCGUCAAGCUAGAAGAGGUCGCUGUUACUACCGGCGAGGAGGAGGAAGAUCCCAUCCUCGAUCUGAAAGCGAAGCUGUAUAGAUUUGAUAAGGAAGGGAAUCAGUGGAAGGAGAGAGGAGUUGGAAAUGUGAAGCUGCUGAAGCACAAGGAAUCUGGCAAGGUUCGCCUUGUCAUGCGCCAAUCUAAGACUCUCAAGAUCUGCGCUAAUCAUCUAGUUGGGCCUUCAAUCAAUGUCCAAGAGCAUCAUGGAAAUGAUAAAUCAUGUGUGUGGCAUGCUGCUGAUUUUGCUGAUGGGGAAUUGAAGGAUGAGCUCUUCUGUAUCAGAUUUGCUUCUGUUGAGAAUUGCAAAACCUUCAUGGAGACGGUCCAAGAGGUGGCUGAAACUCAAGGUAAAAAAGAAGAAAGUAAAGAGGCUGCAGAUGCUGCUGGAUUACUUGAGAAGUUGAGCGUUGUGGAUGGUAAAACCGAGGGGAAAGAAAAGGAAGAGGCACCUGUUGAAGCGAAGGAGCGCAGUGAAGCUGAAGGUGAAAAAGCAAAAGCAGAGGCAAAAAAAGAAGAUGAACCAGCAUCAUCAGCAUAGACAUGAAAGGAUCUUAGUCCGUUUUGAUGCAGUUUGCUAUCAGCAUAGACUUGGUUUCCUUAUUCCGUUCUGAUGGAGGUUUCUAUCAUCAUAGUCUUUUGGUUUUGAGUGUUUAGUGGAUGCUAUUUUUCCCACAGGUUUGGGAUUGUUGGUAUACUUACCCGGUUUAUCAAAUUGUUUUGGAACCGGUGGAUGGCUUUGAUUUCUAUUUCGGUCAUUUUGGGGUUGUAAUUCAUCAGUGUCAGUCUUGGAUCCUAGUUCUUGGUAAAAAUUAGGGCAAGUAUAGCAUGGGAGAGUGCUUGCAAGGUUGACAAUUUAAACUUUUAUCUUUCUUUC